AUGGACACACCUUGGGCGCCCGCAGCGCAAUCACGAGAUCAAGGUCUCCGUACGAUGGUCCCCUCCGCCGGCAACGAGGCCCGCGACAUGAGGGUGCAGCGCGCUGCCGCGGCCGCGCGGCAGGACGACGCGUCCGCGCCGGGGGGGCAGCGGGUCCGGGCGGAUGAGGACGCGAGCGAGGACGAGACGCCGCGCUUCCUGCGCGACGAGCGCCCCGGCAAGGACUGCGAGGGCCCUCCCAUCGCGCUGCCGCCCUCCCAGGGGCCCGACGCAGCCGAACACCCCCUGGGCGUGAGCGUCUCGACGGUCCGCGUCCUCGCCGAGCGCACCGGCGCCGUUAGUCCCGCUUCGAGCGGCGCGGGCGCGGGCCCCUCCGACGGGCCUAGCACGGGCGCCUCCAGCGGGUCCUGCGCGUCAGACGAGGCGCCCGCGCCCUCCGCCGCGCCGGACACGCCCUCGUCCAGCGAUGGCUUCGUCGCGGACGUCCUCGGCGGCGCCUUCAGCGAGAGUGAGGCGUCGGAGGGUGCGCCGAGCCCGCAGCAGGGGCGAGCGGAGCCGCUCACGCCGCUGGACCUGGCCGGCUGCCCCGCGCGCCUGCCGAGGGCCCGCGGCCGGAACUCCGCGGACGCCUCGCCGGCGGGCGGGGCCGUGUCGCUCCGCGGCGCGGAUGCCCACACCGACGCUGCGGGGAGUGCGACGCAGCACAGCUGCCCACCGAGCCCUGCGGGCGCAGCUGCGCACGCGGAGAGCGCACCGCCGCGGCCGGGCUUGCCGCCUGUCCCCGGGGAGCGCGCGCACGGCGCGGCGGCGGCCCGGUGGUCGCUGGAGCAAGUCAGUGCGGAGGGGGGGUCGAGGUCCAGUGCGCGCGUCUCCCCGGCGGCCCUCAACACCGUCGCGAGCACCGCGUCGGUCCUGGAGGCGGUCGACGGGCCCGCCGUCGUCGCGGCGCCGCCGCAGCUCGAGAUCCCAGGCCACGGGGCGGGGGCGAGCGGCGGCGAGGCUCGCGAGGCGGCGGCGAGCGAGCCGGACAGCGCGUCCUCGAGCGUCCUCGUCCGCGCGCUGAACUGCCUGUGCGGGCCCGAGGGCGGCGUCGAGCGGGACGCCCCGCGGCGUUCCCAGACCACGGUGCGGCGCACGGCGGAGAUCGUCGGCACGCCCACGCCCGGGCAGCGCACGCUCUGGUCGACGCAGAUGGUCACGCUGCGCGAGGACGGCGAGGUCAUCGUCCAGAGCCGCGGCUGCCUGAGCGCGGCGCUGAACUUCAUGUGCGGGCCGCGGGGGGGUCUGUCGGCGCAGGACUGGGUGGAGAGCGUGAUCGCGCACGAGGAGGCGCGGAUCCAGCGGCACGCGGGGCGGUACGUGAACCCGGCGUGGCGCGCGAUCCACGGCAACGUGCACGUCCGCGUGCGCGUGCGGCCGCGCGGCGUGGCGGAGGCGGAGGCAGCAGCGGCGGCGGCGCGGGGGGCCGGCGUGUCGCGGCUGACGGAGGGGCAGCGCAUGACGCUGCUGCGCGACCACGUCAAGGUGUUCUACUACGCGCAGUACGAGGUGUCGGACGGGAACGUCGCGCACACGCGGCACGGGAGCUUUGCGGAGGACUGCCGGUCGAUGUGCACGCGGCGCAGCUCGCGGAUGAUCAACUUCGACACCGAGGACCUGGCCGAGGACCACCCGGGGGACUUCGGCGGCGACCUGGACGACCAGCUCAUGUGCGUCGUGUGCCAGGACUACCUGGAGGACGGCGACACCGUGGUGCGCCUGCCGUGCAAGCACAUGUACCACUGGGACUGCUUCCGCGGGUACCUCGAGCACCGGAGCACGACGGACCACCGCUGCCCGAUCGACAACGCGAUGCUCGCGGACAUGAUCGCGGACGACGAUGCCGACAGCGCGCCUGCGCCUGUUGAGGCCGAGGAGCCGCGAGCGCUGCCGGCGGAGGUGGCCGCGGACGUGUUGUGA
Pedinophyceae sp. YPF-701 is the source of this 1959-nucleotide messenger RNA. NCBI's taxonomy places the organism in Eukaryota, Viridiplantae, Chlorophyta, Pedinophyceae. The record is from the annotation of a GenBank genome assembly.